AUGAUACCCGAACUUCCGUGGCUCAUAUUGUUUUCAUUAUUCUUGUCUACGUUUUGGUUAGCUGUCAGGUCGUGGCCCAAGUCACCCCUCGACUCACCUCAAGAUCCACCUUUGGAUAAAAUCGACUUGUCUUAUUUUGCUUCGUCCUGUUUCGAGUUCGAUGCACAAACUGCAUUUAUGCCCCCCGAACCCCCCCUUUCUCGUUUAGAUGGCGACUACGAGCAGUGGGAGUUGCUCUUGGAUGCUGCAUUUACCAACUUCACCUGCCCUGGCGAUGAAGAAUCUGUACCUGAGUCUCAAGUUCAGUUUGGCGAGUGCUGGCGACAAUCUGUCCGUAAGUUGCCAGUACUUUCGAUUCAGCCCUUGGAAUUUGAUCUUCGUCGCGCCCGUCGUGCCCACCAUGUUCUCGCCUUUAUUACCCAAUUCUAUGUCCAAUCACUGCCUCCUCGGGACUGUACGUUUGACCGCCCUCCGAUCAUCAUUCCGGCUCCAAUCGCUAUACCUUUCGUCGGAGUGUCUCGACAAUUGGAUAUAGCACCUAUUGUUACAUAUGCAGACACUGUCCUUUGGAACUGGGAGUUAAUUGAGCCAUCUCAGCCCAUGAGCUCAAGUAAUAUUCGUAUCAAGGACCUAUUUACGCGCGAUCCUCAAGAAGAACAUUUCUUCCUCACGUCUGCGCGCAUUGAAAUCCGUGGGCUGGAAGCAAUGGAUAUCAUGGCCAAAUGUUUGCGCCAAAUCGAGGAGGGCGUCACCUCAGAAGCAGAGCAGGUCCGCUUGGCUUCGAAUCUUACCAGACUCGCUCAAGUGGUUGAUGACAUUACUACUAUUCUGGAUGCUGUUCGUGAGGGAUGUGAUCCUAUGUUCUUUUACUUCACAUUCCGCCCGUGGAUUCGUGGAGCCGACCAAGGUGCUGACUCUCCAAUGUGGUUUUACGAAGGUGUUGAUGGACAAGGUAUUGAAAUGCAAUGCUCUGGCCCAUCGGCUGGCCAAUCAGCAUUGAUGCACGCGUUUGAUGUUUUCCUCGACAUCGUCCAUCCCAACUCUCGGGCUUCCCGUGGCUGUUCGUUUGCUAUUAAUUUUCCUAUUACACCUCCCUCUUCCCCUGGCAUGCACGGCAAAGAUAUCAAUGAUAUUUCUCAAUGCCCCUUCGCAUCCAAAAUAUCUACUGUCGACCCUGCAUACAACCCACAUGUUCAAUCUUCCCGGACCCAAGCGGACACUGGGUUAGACACUCCUCCUCUUACGCCAUUGGAGUCCGAGGUCCCCACGGUUAUCCCCGUUGACCUCAAGAUUCCUGCACAUGGUGGAGAGCCUAUCGAUACAUCUUUCCUUGGCCGUAUGCGCAAAUACAUGCCUGGGGGACAUCAACUAUUUUUGGAUCACCUUCGCUCGCUCAAAUUCGGCCCGACUAUCCGCGCUCUAGCUCAAGAUUCUACUCAUUUAGCCAAUUCAUAUAACGUGGCCUUGCAAGCUCUGUCGGGCUUCCGCGAUGCUCACAUUCGGGUGGUCACCCGGUAUGUUAUCUGUCCUGCGCGGUCUAAAACCGUUGUACGGGACCCAGCUCUAGACUCAGGUUCGGUUCGUGGAACAGGUGGGACAAGUCUUGUUCCCCUCCUUAAGGUUUACAGAGAUGAGACCUUGCACCGUCGCAUCUAG
Messenger RNA from Rhizoctonia solani, 1656 nucleotides. Its product is annotated as indoleamine 2,3-dioxygenase. Bases 1 to 1656 code for a protein of 551 amino acids. Gene Ontology annotation, molecular function: heme binding; indoleamine 2,3-dioxygenase activity; metal ion binding. Lineage: Eukaryota; Fungi; Basidiomycota; Agaricomycetes; Cantharellales; Ceratobasidiaceae. The transcript is spliced from 6 exons. Gene Ontology annotation, biological process: 'de novo' NAD+ biosynthetic process from L-tryptophan. Gene Ontology annotation, cellular component: cytoplasm. The record is from RefSeq and is a predicted model, not a curated record.